Molecule: messenger RNA, 1041 nt
Organism: Camelina sativa (false flax)
Lineage: Eukaryota; Viridiplantae; Streptophyta; Magnoliopsida; Brassicales; Brassicaceae
Source: RefSeq, a predicted model, not a curated record
CUGUAAAUUUUGUUAACAGAGUACAACACAGUCGCCAAAAUGAUGCUGCUGAAGCAAAUCUCACCGGCGUUUCAACUCCGCCGCCGUCUCUCCACCCUCUCCUCCGACGGUUUCACUCUCAAUCUACCAAAACUCGAACCCUCCUCCGACGCCGAAUUAAUCUCCCAAAUGCUUAUAACAAAUCACAACCCAUUCCACUUCAUGGAAUCAUCUCUACAGCUCAACGGCAUCUCACUCUCUCCCGACCUAAUCCACCAAACCCUCCUCCGUCUCCGUCACAAUUCCAAAAUCGCCCUCUCUUUCUUCCAAUAUCUACGCUCCUUACCUUCUCCUUCAACACCAACACCAACCUCCUUCAAUCUCAUCAUCGAUAUCCUCGGACGCGUUCGUCAGUUCGACGUCGUUCGACAACUCAUCUUGGAGAUGGAUCAAACCUCUCCUGAGACGUUUCUAACCCUAACCAAACGGUUAAUCGCCGCGGGGCUUACGCGUCAAGCGCUUCGUGCUUUCGACGAUGCGCCUUGUUUCCUCGAGAACCGUCGUUUCGGUGUUGUCGAGUUCGGGUUUCUUCUCGAUACGCUUUGUAAGUACGGUUACACGAAGAUGGCUGUUGGGGUUUUUAAUGAAAGGAAAGAAGAGUUUGGGUGUGAUGAGAAGAUUUAUACGAUUUUGAUUGCUGGUUGGUGUAAGCUUAGGAGGAUUGAUAUGGCGGAGAAGUUUUUAGCGGAGAUGAUUGAGUCUGGGAUUGAACCGAACGUUGUCACGUAUAAUGUUUUGCUCAAUGGGAUUUGUCGGACGGCAAGUUUGCAUCCGGAAGAAAGGUUCGAGAGGAAUGUGAGGAAUGCAGAGAAGGUGUUCGAUGAAAUGCGUCAGAGAGGGAUUGAGCCUGAUGUUACGAGUUUUUCCAUCGUGCUUCAUAUGUAUAGCCGAGCUCAUAAGUCUGAGCUGACGUUGGAUAAGUUGAAGCUGAUGAAGGCGAAAGGGAUUAGUCCGACGAUUGAAACAUACACUUCGGUUGUUAAAUGUCUCUGUUCUUGCGGG